This is a messenger RNA of Cottoperca gobio, 2335 nucleotides long. Its product is annotated as microtubule-associated protein RP/EB family member 3-like. The record is from RefSeq and is a predicted model, not a curated record. Lineage: Eukaryota; Metazoa; Chordata; Actinopteri; Perciformes; Bovichtidae. The coding region runs from base 197 to 982 and encodes 261 amino acids. Gene Ontology annotation, molecular function: microtubule binding. The transcript has 8 exons.
AUGCGCACUACCUCGGUGGCUUAGGCGAGUGCGCAGCAGUCGGUGUUAUAGCAACAGAAAAGCUCAUCGUCAUUAGACACAACAGGACUGCUGUGAGCUGAGAGAGAGACGCUGUCGCACUUCAGUCUUUCUGUAAGGUGGUCCACCACAACCCCAUUUGAUCAGUUCACACCAAACACACACCCAGCGCAGGAGGAUGGCGGUGAAUGUUUACUCCACCUCUAUGACCAUAGAGAACCUGAGUCGUCAUGACAUGUUGGCAUGGGUCAACGACUCUCUGCAGCUUACACUCACAAAGAUCGAGCAGCUCUGUUCAGGUGCUGCUUACUGUCAGUUAAUGGACAUGCUGUUCCCUGGCUGCAUAUUAAUGAAGAAAGUUAAGUUCAAUGCUAAACUGGAACAUGAAUACAUCCACAAUUUCAAGGUCUUACAGGCUUCAUUCAAGAGAAUGAAUGUGGACAAGAUCAUCCCUGUGGAGCGGCUGGUGAAGGGGAAGUUCCAGGACAACUUUGAGUUCCUUCAGUGGUUUAAGAAGUUUUUUGAUGCCAACUAUGACGGGAAAGACUACGACCCUCUAAUAUCACGGCAAGGCCAAGAGGGAACGCCGCCUCCAUCCAACACAGGCCCUGUGAGAACUUCUCCCACAGUACCAAAGAUUGCCCCCCCUCCCCAGAAGCAGAUCAUUGUAUCAGCACCCCGCAAACCUGCACCCAUGACCCGCAAUGGAGGAGACACUGAGCUCUUAGAGCUCAACCAGCAGCUGCUGGAUCUGAAGCUGACUGUAGACGGAUUGGAGAAAGAGAGAGACUUCUACUUUGGAAAGCUGAGAGACAUUGAGCUCCUCUGCCAGGAUAACGAAAGUGAAAGCCUGAUCUUCAGCAAAAUCAUGGAUGUACUGUACAGUACAGAGGAGGGAUUUGCACCACCAGAGGAUGAAGAUGUCGACGAAGGGGCACAGGGUGACCCGGAGGAGGAGUUCUGAACUCUUCUUGCUCUCUUCAUCAUCCUCCCCCCACCUCUCACCCUUUAAACCUACCUGAUAAUUAUCAUAAAUCCACUUUUUAUUCCCCUUUUGAUUUGAUUUUUUACUAUCUCCCCUUACUUCUUCCAUCUUGUCUGCGGCUGUCCAUAUCCAUGACGACUUUGUUGCUCUUACUAGCAAAAGACACUUAUCCUCGACCCGUCAGGACUCUGGCCCAGCAGCCGAGCAGCUUACUCGACUUUAUUCUAACUUGUUACCAGAGGAGACAGCUGCACUGCAGGGCUGGUGUAGCCUGCUAGAAAGCUUAAUAGCAAUGAGAUUACAUGGAUCCAGCACUGGAGGCAGGUCACUUUUUCUCACCAUGCACUUUGAUUUUGUGACCAAACACACGUGCAUCAGGGUUCUUUGCAGAGUUUAUAUAUGAAACCACAAUGUUUUCCACACAAUGUGAUCAGUUUGAGGAUUUAUUGUCUGUAAAUUUCACAAGGCGAGAUUAUAAAUGGUGUUAAGCCACUUUCACAGAGGCCUGCACAUAUAUUUUUUGACAUAUUGCACAUGAUGACACAUGUGGACGGACAUUUACACUACCCCCCCCCCUUCGGACAUAUCACAGACUUCGAACUGCUCACAUGUACAUGCAUAACGAAGUCAUCAUUCCCGAGGUGAAAACAUCACAGUCUGCUUUUAUUCAUCGAGGUGCGUCACCACCAAAGACGGUUUUGACAGCUUGUUCAUGAGACAGCACGAUGUAUUUAUGUUUUUAUUUAUUUUAUUUUUCUGUAAUCUGCAACAGUUUCUGAAAAAGAAAGUGGUUUUGGAUUUGGCAGAAUUGAAGGUAUUGCACUAAAUGUAGACGAACUAAUCAACUGAAAUGAUACAAAAUGCCAACGUGCAGAGAAGAUACAGGAAGAUGCAAUUUUAUAUUUUGUAGAUUUGUUUGAAAGAGGUUUGUUUUUUAUUUGCAUUGAAAUGCUCAAUGGCCAAGUUAGAGGUGCCAGUAUUAGAGUAAUUUAUCAGAUAGAUUUAGCUUUUUAUGAAUGAGGAGAAAAAAGUAACGACAUGUAAUACACUUAAUAAAUACUAAUGUUUGACUGUUGAUUGAGUUAAACUUUUUAGCUGCUAUCAUUAUUCUUCUGUUGCCGUAUUUAAUUGAGUUUUGUUUGCAAAGCGUUAAAAUGCCACAGUGGCUGCCAAGGAACUAUCAGUGUGGUUUAUUGUGAUUGACAUUCGUUGAACUUAUCUGAGAGAACAAAUAUUGAACCCUCUCUCAUGGUAGCCAUGUGAUAAACUUGCAUCUUCUGCAGUUACUGCUCAAAUGAAAUAAAGCUCUGAUAUUCAAGAAAAGUAACAAAC